AAAAAUCGAAAAAAAAAUCAAAAUUUUCCAAAAUCUCAAAAAUUCCCAUUGAAAAACGGCCGAACAAGAAACGAAUUACACGCCGACACUUUUUUUGGUGGGGGGCAUUAUUCGUUGCAAGUUGGACGACGGAAAAUCGCAUAAAAUCUUCUGAAUCAUUUGGUGGAACAUUUAGUUGGAUAUUCGACGUCGGUUUGACAACACAGUUCGCAAAGGAGAAACGGUUGGAAAUAAUUUUUUGAAAAAAAAAAAAAAAACAUCGGGCGUGUGUGCACUGUGCAAUCCAAAAUAGGAAGAAUCCAUAUUUGGAAUAAAUAAAAUCCAAAAACAGUAUCUAAGUCAAUUUAAACAAAAAAAAACAAGCGUAGAAACCAUGGUUAAGGCUCCAGCAAUUGGUAUUGAUUUGGGCACCACCUAUUCCUGUGUUGGUGUCUGGCAGCACAACAAAGUCGAAAUCAUUGCCAAUGACCAGGGCAAUCGUACAACGCCCAGUUAUGUGGCCUUCAAUGAUACGGAACGUCUGAUUGGCGAUGCGGCCAAGAAUCAGGUGGCCAUGAAUGCCAAGAACACCGUUUUUGAUGCUAAACGUUUGAUCGGCCGCAAGUUCGAUGAUCAAAAGAUCCAAGAAGAUAUGAAACAUUGGCCCUUCCAGGUGAUCAACGACUGUGGCAAACCUAAAAUUGAAGUUGAAUUCAAGGGAGAACGCAAACGCUUUGCUCCCGAGGAAAUCAGUUCCAUGGUCUUGUCAAAAAUGAAGGAAAUUGCCGAAGUCUAUUUGGGUGGUAAGGUGAGUGAUGCUGUCAUCACUGUGCCCGCCUAUUUCAAUGAUUCGCAGCGUCAAGCCACCAAAGAUGCUGGUUCGAUUGCUGGCCUUAAUGUUUUGCGUAUCAUCAACGAACCGACAGCUGCUGCCCUGGCCUAUGGUUUGGAUAAGAAUUUGAAAGGAGAGAAAAAUGUUUUGAUUUUCGAUUUGGGUGGUGGUACCUUUGAUGUUUCCAUUUUGACCAUUGAUGAAGGUUCUCUGUUCGAGGUGAAAUCCACGGCGGGUGAUACCCAUUUGGGUGGUGAAGAUUUUGAUAAUCGUUUGGUUAACUUCUUUGUGGAGGAAUUUAAACGCAAACAUAAACGUGAUUUGUCCGGCAAUGUAAGGGCCUUGAGACGUUUGCGCACUGCCUGUGAGAGGGCAAAACGUACCUUGUCUUCCAGCUCGGAGGCCUCCUUGGAAAUUGAUGCCUUGCAUGAGGGCAUUGAUUUUUAUUCGAAAAUCACCAGGGCUCGUUUUGAAGAAUUGAACAUGGAUUUGUUCCGUUCCACAUUGGUGCCAGUGGAGAAGGCCUUGAAUGAUGCCAAAAUGGAUAAAUCUUCAGUACAUGAUGUGGUUUUGGUUGGUGGUUCCACACGCAUUCCCAAGAUCCAGAAAAUGUUGCAGGACUUUUUUGGAGGCAAACAGCUGAAUUUAUCCAUUAAUCCCGAUGAGGCUGUGGCCUAUGGUGCCGCUGUCCAAGCUGCCAUUUUGACCGGUGUUGGCAGCUCCCAAAUUCAGGAUGUCUUGUUGGUCGAUGUCACCCCCUUGUCGUUGGGCAUUGAGACAGCCGGUGGUGUUAUGACCAAACUGAUUGAACGCAACGCACGCAUUCCAUGCAAACAGCAACAGACCUUCACCACAUACAGUGACAAUCAAAAUGCCGUCACCAUUCAGGUGUAUGAAGGUGAAAGAGCCAUGACCAAGGAUAAUAAUCUGUUGGGCACCUUCAAUCUAACCGGCAUUCCACCAGCUCCCCGAGGUGUACCAAAAAUUGAGGUAACCUUUGAUUUGAAUGCUGAUGGCAUCUUAAAUGUGUCGGCCAAGGAUAAUAGCACUGGUAAAUCGGAAAAGAUAACCAUUACCAAUGAUAAGGGACGUUUGUCCAAGGCCGACAUUGAUCGCAUGUUAGCCGAGGCUGAGAAAUACAAAGAUGAAGAUGAAAAACAGAGGCAAAGGGUCCAGGCACGCAACAAUUUGGAAUCGUACAUUUUCAGCUGUAAACAGGCCGUUGAAGAAGCCCCUGCCGAUAAGUUAACCGACUCCGAUAAGGCCACAGUUCGUGACAAAUGCUCGUCGGAAAUGUCCUGGCUCGAUAACAACACUUUGGCCGAGAAAGAAGAAUUUGAGGAUCACUUAAAGGAUUGCCAACGUGUUUGCGGUCCAAUUAUGACAAAAAUGCAUGGUGGUGGUCCUUCAGCUGCCGGUGGUGCUGGCCAAGGUGGACAGGCUGGUCGUGGUGGUCCAACCGUUGAAGAAGUCGAUUAAAUUUAACUUCAAAAUUGUUUAAUAUUUUUUUGUUUGUCUACAAUAUUAUU
Messenger RNA from Musca domestica (house fly), 2340 nucleotides. RefSeq names its product heat shock 70 kDa protein cognate 2 (gene Hsc70-2). Lineage: Eukaryota; Metazoa; Arthropoda; Insecta; Diptera; Muscidae. The record is from RefSeq and is a predicted model, not a curated record. Gene Ontology annotation, cellular component: cytoplasm. The transcript has 3 exons. The coding region runs from base 374 to 2290 and encodes 638 amino acids. Gene Ontology annotation, biological process: protein refolding; cellular response to unfolded protein. Gene Ontology annotation, molecular function: misfolded protein binding; ATP binding; ATP hydrolysis activity.